This is a messenger RNA of Hibiscus syriacus, 1037 nucleotides long. RefSeq lists its product as uncharacterized. The record is from RefSeq and is a predicted model, not a curated record. NCBI's taxonomy places the organism in Eukaryota, Viridiplantae, Streptophyta, Magnoliopsida, Malvales, Malvaceae. The coding region runs from base 9 to 1037 and encodes 342 amino acids. The transcript has 2 exons.
GGGGUGACAUGUUACAUCUCAUUUCACGUAGAAAGACUGAGGCCCUUGCUCCAGAAAAUUUUGAGAACAUGUGGACAAAGGGGAGAAACUACAAAAAAGACGGAGAAAAACGAUUAAUCGAGCAAUUUCCACAUCAUUACUCUGCUGGGAACCCUGCUGCUGUGGAUCAUGCUAAAGCAAUAUCUAAGACCAGAGAGAAGUAUCCAGCCAAGCUUAACUCAUCUGAGAGUCAUGUUGCUCAACCUUCAUUAAUUGAUCAAAGCAAAAUAGAAAAAUCAUUCCCACAUGAAGUUCGGAAUGUAUCAUACUGCUCUUCAGUUGUAUCUUCUCAGGAGGAUGAUCACGAUCUUGUUGAUUUGGAGGAGGUUGAAUCAGAAAGCAGUGAUUCAUUUACUUCUGGAGAGGAAGAAACAGGAAAUGUAAUGGGUCUCGAUUCUACUGGAACUAAAGUUUGGGAUGCUAAGAGUAACAGAAACCUGACUGUUUCUCAUAUUCAUCGUCCACUUGAAAAUCCCGAGGGCCAUAUUGUAAAGAAGGCUGGUGGAAGGCAUGUCCAAUAUCGAAUAUUAACUAAAACUCCAUCCAGCAGGAAAAGAUCUAGAUCGACCCGUCAGAAGUUGCCUGACUGGCAAGAGGUUGAGAGGAUAAGCUUCUUAUCAGGGGAUGGACAAGACAUACUAAAUUCACUGAAUGGACAUGGAAAAGCUGAAUAUUCCAGUGAUGAUUCUGAGACUGAAUCCUUUGGUAGACUUCACAGUGGAGUAACUGCUUCUUCAUCUGCUGCUUCUCUCUCUAUUGCUGAAAGUCGUAGUUUGGAAGCUAAUUCCUUGCAAAAUUCAUUGGUUGGAGGUUCUUUUUUUAAAUUGAGAUGUGAGGUUUUAGGUGCAGAUAUUGUGAAGAGUGGUUCUAGAACAUUUGCUGUUUACUCCAUAUCUGUAACAGAUGUAAUAAAUAACAAUAGCAGUUGGUCUAUCAAGAGAAUGUGUGUACAGUGUGCUAUAUACUUUCUGGUCUUCGUCCCUUUUUGCAUCCUAUAG